CUGGCAUCUGUGAGGCUUCCUGCUAUAAUCGCGGGAUAUCUACAUAACUACAAAUUGGGGCUCUAGUUUUGAUCUUGGUGCCGGCAUCGAAUUCUUAAUCAAACAAGUUUGGCCUCCCCCAAUCCGCCAACCUACCAACGUCGGAGUUUUGAGGCCUCAAGAAUCCACAGUUUUCAUUAUCCGUCUAAUUUGAUAUGAUAGUAUAUGCUAAAUAUUUGUAAUGAAUAUGAACUGACGAAAAAAUGAAUUUCGUUUAAAUUUAAUUGUAUUUACUGUAACAUUUACGAUUUUCCACUGAAGACCUCAAUCAGUUAACACCUUGAUGAAGAGUUGUUGAACAUUCACAAAUGACUUGUCAAGAAGGAAAUAUGUAAAAUAUUUUAUAUUUACUUUUUUCCAAAUACAUGUUUAUGAAAAGUAUGAUAUUACUAGCGAUUCACGUUAUUUGGUUAUAAUCCUUUACUGUACAAUUAUUGUAAAUACUGUAUAAGUUAAUGGGUAACCCUAGAAAAGAGUGUGUAUAUGUAGAUAAUUCCCAUGUGUUAAUGAAAGUAUGAGUAAUUUACAGUGACAACAUUGUGAUAAAAACUGAACCAAAUUAGAGUAACAAUGUCAUUUUUUUUGCAACUUAAACUUUUACUUUGGAAAAACUUCAAAGCCAGGAAGAGGCAAAAAUGUAGGUGUUUCUCUGAACUAACAUGGCCACUUUGCUUAUUUCUACUUCUGAUUUGGGUCAGAAGUAAGGGAUUUCUUGUCAAUGUGCACCCUUGCAAUUUUGAAGAAAAACCUCUACCAUCUGCAGGUCUUUUGUUUUGUUACCAAGGAUUAAUUUGUACACUCAACAACACUUGUCACAGUGACUAUAGGGACACUUUCCGCAACUACAGUAAUCUGAACUCUUCCAGAUUUCUCAAAUUUAUGACUGAUGUCAACUCAAUUAAUACUAAAUCUGAUCCAUGGAAUACGAACGUGUUCCUUGAAUAUUCAAAAGACCUUGAUGAAUUAAGGCAUGGAAUGUUAAUUUUUAGUGAUCUUCAAAAAAUCAACACACCAACUACUUAUACAACUGUUGAAAAUGAAUUAUCCGAUGGCAACAUAACAAAUUCCAUUAAUGGUUCUACCAUGCAGUUGAUGAAAGUUCAUAACAGAAUUAAUGAAAAAUUGCAGUAUUUAGAAAAUAUACUGGAACUGCUAAAAAUCAUUGAAAGGAUUGACAAAAACUAUGAAAAAUUUAGUAGGAUCUUAAGUGAAUCAUCAAUAGUUGAUGAUAUAUUCUUCGAGUUGCAUAGUUUCUUGUGUGGUUCAUUUACAGAAGAAAAAAAUCUAUCUUCAAUUUGGAAACGAAAAAGAAGCUAUGAAAGCUUAGAAAAAUACUUGAAAAGUAAUGGUGAGCUUCCAACAGUUAGCUCCAAAAAAUAUGAAUAUGAUCCUUACUUCUCAAAAACAUGUAAUAAGCUGUAUGAAAAACUAGAAACAUCCAAAGUAUUUAAUUUUUUAUGGAAAAUGAUCAAACCAUUUGCCAAAGGAAAAGUCAUAUUUAGUCCUAAUACGACUACUGUUGUAAGAAUCAUUGAAAGGAUGAAGGAAAAUAUGAUGCCACAAUUCCCUGAGCAUGAUAUAGAGUCGUAUUUACCUAAAAUAGAUUUCAGUCUGUACAAUAAGGCUAGUGAAAAUAUUGUGUUUUUAAAGAAUUUCAUUGAUAAUUAUAAAAAUGAAGAUGUACUGAAGAAAAUGGUUGAUGGCACAUUAAAAGAAACAAUAUUGAAAUCAUUAGAUCUUCAAAAUAAGCUACAUAAAUCAUAUGAAAAAAUUGAAAAAUUAAAAGAAGAUACUUUUCCGGAAAACAGAAUUUCUUUAGCUGAAAUGUUAAAGUGUUACAGUUCUAUACAAUUUGAAGGAUAUCAAACAGAAAAAGAGGCAGAAUUGAGAAGCCAAUCUCUUUGUGAAAAUGAUGAAUUAUUAGUACAAAUCAGCUUUCUAAAUAUGAAUGGAACCGAAUUAAAUCCUUUAACAGAAUAUAAACUCAGGAUGAACAGUAAUAGACUUCCCAAAGAUGGAGAUAUUAAUUCAUAUUCACCCAAAGUUGGCGCUAACUUUGAUCCAAUAGAAGAUUUACAUUUCAUUACUUUUGGCUUUAUUUAUAUUCAAGAUAUUAUUGAAAAAAGUAUAAUUACUGAAUUGACCGGAAGAACUGAUACACCUGGUUACAUUUUAAAACAGUUCCCGUACCCCUGUCACACUGAAGAUUGGUUUAUGUCUUCUCUAGCUCAUAUGUUUCCAUUAUUUAUGGUUUUAUCGUGGGUUUAUACUUCUUCCAUGACAAUCAAGAGUAUUGUGCAUGAAAAAGAAGAAAAGCUAAAGGAAAUAAUGCAUGUGUUAGGCUUGAACAAUGCUGUGCAUUGGUGUAGUUGGUUCAUUGAUAGCUUUAUACCAAUGAGCAUCACUGCUUUUUUUUUAUCCAUAUUGUUAGUGAAAGGGAGAAUAUUAGCCAAUACUGACAUGUCCUUAGUAAUGAUCCUUUUAUUGUUUUAUACUUUUGCUAUUAUAUCCCAAUGCUUUCUCUUAUCAGUGUUUUUUUCAAAAGCAAAUGUUGCAGCGACAUGUGGUGGUAUUAUUUUCUUUGUUACUUAUUUACCAUUUCCUUUUAUUGAAUAUUGGGAUUAUUAUCUUUCUGGAUCAAUAAAAAUCAUUGCAUGUUUGUCAUCAAAUGUUGCACUGGGAAUCGGUUCAAAAAUCUUAGCCCUUCAGGAAUUGAAAGGCACAGGUUCUACUUGGCAAAACUGGACACACAGUCCUCUAUUGGAAAAGCGAAUAACAUUGGCUCUUAUCAUAAUCAUUCUUUUAGUUGAUUCCAUCCUUUAUUUUUUACUUGCCUUGUACAUUGAACGAGUAUUUCCGGGUAAUAUAGGCUUGCCAAAACCAUGGUAUUUUCCUUUUGUCAGAAAUUAUUGGAUCAGAAGAAGAGAUAUUCUUAGAAUAGAUUUCAAAACAGAUGAACAAGAAGUAACAUAUACGAAUGAACCAGAACCUACAGAUCUCAAGAAAGGUGUUGAAAUCAUAAAUCUUUCAAAAACGUAUAAUAAUGGGAAGCAAGCUAUAUCAAACCUCAAUGUCAAUUUCUAUGAAAAUCAGAUUACAGCAUUUUUAGGAAGAAAUGGGGCUGGGAAAACAACAACGAUAUCCAUCCUUAUGGGUCUUUUUCCUCCCUCUAAAGGAACUGCUUUGGUUUAUGGACAUGACAUUCGCAAUGAAAUGAGCACAAUAAGAAAAAGUCUUGGAGUGUGUCCCCAACAUAACAUAUUAUUCAAAAAUUUUACAGUAGAAGAACAUUUAUGGUUUUUUGGAAGACUUAAAGGCCACGAUCCUGGCAAAGUGCAAGUAGAAAUCCAACAAAUUCUAACUGAUCUUAAUCUUUUUGAAAAAAAAAAUUCUCUUCCCAUCUAUUUGUCUGGUGGUUUGAAAAGGAAAUUAAGCAUUGCUAUUGCAUUCAUUGGUGGUUCACGAACUGUGAUACUAGAUGAGCCUACAGCUGGUGUUGAUCCUUAUUCAAGGAUUGGAAUAUGGAAUCUACUUCAAAAACACAGGAAAGGAAGAACAAUUAUCAUAACAACACACAUUAUGUCAGAAGCCGAAUUAUUGGGCGAUAGAAUAGCAAUAUUUACUAAUGGCCAUCUCCUUUGCUACGGGUCGCCAACCUUCUUAAAAUCUAGAUUUGGGAGUGGAUAUGUUUUAACAAUAGACUACAAAUCUGAGGAUCAGAACGAAGAUUUUGAAGAUAAGAAGAUUACAAAUAUUACUAAGGAAAUUAAAAAUUACGUACCUAAGGCUGAAGUAUCUGAAAAAUUUGGAACAGAAAUUAAAUACAACUUGCCUAAAUUGGGAGGCAGUGUUUACAAAUAUCAAAAACUUUUUAAGUAUUUAGAAGAAAACAGGACCAAUUUAGGAAUAAAUUCAUUUGGUGUUUCUGACACAACAUUAGAAGAGGUCUUCUUAAAAGUUGUUGAUGAAGAUGAUGAUAUUGGUGAGAAAUUACAAGAUAUCAAAGAGUUUGAAGGGGAAGAUAAAGAGUUUAUCAAAAGUGAAACUGUGCUGGAAAAAAAAAGAAUAGAUUACUUUAGACAUUUCAAAGCAUUGCAUACUAAAAGAGCGCGACAUAGCAGAAGAAACAUGAUUGCACUAGGCCUACAGCUACUACUUCCAGUCUUAUUUGUUUGUUUAUGUAUGUGGAUAACUUACAAGUUGCCUCCUUUGGAGCAGCCAAGAGCAAUUUAUGCCGAUCAUUCGAUUUGCCCUGAAUGUCUUGCAGGUUUCAUAAGUAUCAAAAAUACAUCAGGUAUCUGGACUGAAAAAUAUAUUGAAGAAUUGCUAACACCUGCUGGAUUUGGAUCUAAGUGUGUUUGGAAAAAUCAAAAAAAUUGGCCUUUUAACUGCAGGAUACCAGAUUUUAGGAAUGGAAGUAAAGAAUUAAAAGAUUUAGAAGAGUGCUAUUGUUCAGAGCAAGGAUCUUAUGUCUGUCCACCAUGUCAUGCCUAUCCUAAACUGAAUAAGAUAAUUGUCUCUACUGGUAAAGAAAUGGUGAAUAUUACUGGAAAAAACACUUCUCAGUGGAUAAUGGAUACUUGGCAUUGUUAUGAAAGAAUCAGGCGAGGAGGCUAUACAUUUGGGAUUGAUAUCCCUAGAAAAGAAUUGAGUUUAUUGAAAAUGAAAGAUCAAAAAGUAGUUAAUGAAAUGAGGAACAAGUAUAAUAAUUACUCACAGAAUGACAACAUUAAGAUAUGGUUUGAUAAUAGGUGGAAAAUGGCACCCACUGUAUAUUUAAACAAUAUUAACAAUGUAAUACUUAGAGCUUCUCUUCCUCCUAACGUUUCAAACUAUUAUGGUAUCAAACUUUAUAUUCAUCCAAUGAAUUAUACAAGAAAACAGUAUGAUUAUGAAUAUAGGUUUAAGGCAGCUUCAGCACUUCUCCAUUCUGUUGCUCUCAUUUUUGCACUCAGUUUCAUUCCUGCUUCUUUUGUCAUUUAUCUGAUUGAAGAAAGAGUCUCAAAUUCAAAACACUUGCAAUUCAUGUCAGGUGUUAAUUGGGUUCUUUAUUGGGUUGAAGCUUUAUUCUGGGACAUGGCCUGCUAUAUUCUUUCAAUUGUUCUUUGCAUUUUAUCAUUAAUGAUAUUUAAAGCUGAAGCAUAUACUAACCCUAAGAGUCUACCAGGUCUAACAUUACUGCUUAUAUUGUACGGAUGGGCAGUUAUACCAUUAAUGUAUCCUGCCAGCUUUAUCUUUGAUGUUCCGAGCUCUGCAUUUGUUUCCUUGGCCUGUUUGAACAUUGUCUUAGGUGUAACAACAACUGCAUCUACUUAUGUUUUAAAAGUUUUUAAUGAUGAGUAUCUCACAGAAAUUGAACGCGUUUUAAGAAAUAUAUUUGUAUUAUUUCCGCACUUUUGCUUAGGAGAAGGAAUUUUAAAGAUUGCUGAAAUGCAUGUUGUGAUGACUACUCUUUCAUCAGUAUAUGGUGUACAAUUAGAGACUGAUUUAUUGUCUAUAGAGUUCCUUGGAAAAAAUUUCUUAUCAUUAUUUGCUGCAGGAAUACUAUUUUUUUCUCUUGUAUUAUUAAUCGAAAGAUGUCAUUCUCAUAGAUUUCUUCCAGAAAUGGCGGUAACGUUGGACCCACCUUUACUGGAUGAUGAUGAUGUAAUAGCUGAAAGAAACAGGGUUCUUAAUUCUGAAACUGAUGAUGUUCUAGUUUUGAGGUGCUUAACAAAGAUAUAUUCUGCAAAUAAACAAGUGGCAGUAAACCAGUUAUGUUUAGGAGUGAAGAAGGGAGAAUGUUUUGGAUUGCUAGGCCUGAAUGGUGCUGGUAAAACAACUACAUUUAAGAUGCUGACGGGAGACAUCACAAUAACUUUUGGAGAUGCCCGUAUCCUUGGCUAUAGUAUACGGAAUAAAUCAGCUUAUGUGAAAUCUCUGAUUGGGUAUUGUCCUCAAUUCGAUGCAUUGCACAGCCGACUGACAACUGAAGAACAUCUUGAAUUCUAUUCACAUUUACGAAAUAUUCCACUUUCAGAAGUUGAUGAGGUUGUGCAGACAUCAUUGAAAAAGUUUGAUUUAUUAAAAUUCAAGGAUGUAUGUACUCAAUACCUGUCUGGAGGAAACAAGAGAAAACUUUCAACUGCUAUUGCUAUGCUUGGGAAUACCCAUCUUGUAUUUCUGGAUGAGCCAACAAGUGGCAUGGAUCCUAAAGGUAGAAGAUUCCUUUGGUCUAGGAUAAGAAAUUGUGUUGCCAGUGGUCGUGCUGUUGUUUUAACAUCACAUAGUAUUAGUGAAUGUGAAUCAUUAUGUUCAAGAGUGACGAUUAUGGCAGAUGGGCAGUUCAGAUGUCUUGGAAGUACACAGCAUUUAAAAAAUAAAUACGGUCAAGGGUACAACUUAGCAGUACGGGCUCCAAUUCAGAACUUGGAUGAAGUUAAAAAGAAAAUACUGAUGAUGUUUCCAAUCGCAACUGAACUAUCAACGCAUGGUUCGCAAACCAAAUUCGAGGUCAACGUAGACACCGUGUCUUUAUCCAAGGCUUUCCAUCUUCUCGAAGCUAUGAUUCUUACCUCUUUGAUUGAAGACUACUCUAUUUCCCAAAAAUCACUUGAAGAGAUAUUUUUACAUUUUGUGAGAUUGCAAAAUGCAGAAAAAACAACAUUUAGAAAAGAUCCGUGAGUUGCUUUCAUCUUUGCAGGUCUCUGUGGCUUCUAAAAUCUAUGAUUAUAUGUGCCUUCUUAUUUCCUAAUCACUUUAAAUCCCAAAAAAUUAAAAUUCUGUUAUAGAGCAAUGUA
Molecule: messenger RNA, 6818 nt
Organism: Nezara viridula (southern green stink bug)
Lineage: Eukaryota; Metazoa; Arthropoda; Insecta; Hemiptera; Pentatomidae
Source: the annotation of a GenBank genome assembly